Condylura cristata (star-nosed mole) is the source of this 2815-nucleotide messenger RNA. It is a transcript of the gene PALS2, whose product is annotated as membrane protein, palmitoylated 6 (MAGUK p55 subfamily member 6). NCBI's taxonomy places the organism in Eukaryota, Metazoa, Chordata, Mammalia, Eulipotyphla, Talpidae. The coding region runs from base 72 to 1733 and encodes 553 amino acids. The record is from RefSeq and is a predicted model, not a curated record. Gene Ontology annotation, molecular function: protein binding. The transcript has 13 exons. Gene Ontology annotation, cellular component: cell-cell junction; plasma membrane.
AGUCUCAGUCUCACCAGUUUCUGGGAUUACAAACUCGAGAUUGCAUCCAGCAAACUUCCAACCUUUGGGCAAUGCAGCAAGUGUUGGAUAACCUUACGGAGCUGCCUUCAUCUACAGGAGCAGAAGAAAUAGACUUAAUUUUCCUCAAGGGAAUUAUGGAGAACCCUAUUGUAAAAUCACUUGCUAAGGCUCAUGAGAGACUAGAAGAUUCAAAAUUAGAAGCUGUCAGUGAUAAUAACUUGGAAUUAGUCAAUGAAAUUCUUGAAGAUAUCACCCCUCUAAUGAACGUGGAUGAAAAUGUAGCAGAAUUGGUUGGUAUACUCAAGGAGCCUCACUUCCAGUCACUCCUGGAAGCCCAUGAUAUUGUGGCAUCAAAAUGUUAUGAUUCCCCUCCAUCAAGCCCAGAAAUGAAUAAUUCUAUCAAUAAUCAGUUACUGCCGGUGGAUGCCAUUCGUAUUCUUGGUAUUCACAAAAGAGCUGGGGAACCGCUGGGUGUGACAUUUAGGGUUGAAAACAAUGAUCUGGUGAUUGCACGAAUCCUUCAUGGAGGAAUGAUAGAUCGACAGGGUCUGCUACAUGUGGGAGAUAUCAUCAAAGAAGUCAAUGGUCAUGAGGUUGGAAACAACCCAAAGGAGUUACAAGAAUUACUGAAAAAUAUUAGUGGGAGCGUCACCCUAAAAAUUUUACCCAGCUAUAGAGACACCAUUACCCCUCAACAGAGUUGCAUCAAUAUGGAGAGGCAUCCAGCACACGUCCGUCAGGUAUUUGUGAAAUGUCAUUUUGAUUAUAAUCCAUACAAUGAUAACCUGAUACCCUGCAAAGAAGCAGGCUUGAAGUUUUCAAAAGGAGAAAUUCUUCAGAUUGUAAACAGAGAAGAUCCAAACUGGUGGCAGGCUAGCCAUGUCAAAGAGGGUGGAAGCGCUGGCCUCAUUCCAAGUCAGUUCCUGGAAGAGAAGAGAAAGGCAUUUGUUAGAAGAGACUGGGACAAUUCAGGACCUUUCUGUGGCACUAUAAGUAGCAAAAAAAAGAAAAAGAUGAUGUAUCUCACAACCAGAAAUGCAGAAUUUGAUCGACAUGAAAUCCAGAUAUAUGAGGAGGUAGCCAAAAUGCCUCCCUUCCAGAGAAAGACAUUAGUGUUAAUAGGAGCUCAAGGAGUGGGCCGAAGAAGCUUGAAAAACAGAUUCAUAGUACUGAAUCCUACUAGAUUUGGAACCACAGUACCAUUUACUUCACGGAAACCAAGGGAAGAUGAAAAAGAUGGUCAGGCAUAUAAAUUUGUGUCACGCUCAGAGAUGGAAGCAGAUAUUAAAGCUGGAAAAUAUUUGGAACAUGGAGAAUAUGAAGGAAAUCUGUAUGGAACCAAGAUUGAUUCUAUCCUUGAAGUUGUCCAAACUGGACGAACUUGCAUUUUGGAUGUCAACCCACAGGCCCUGAAAGUGCUGAGGACAUCUGAGUUCAUGCCCUAUGUUGUAUUUAUUGCUGCUCCCGAGCUGGAGACGUUACGUGCCAUGCACAAGGCUGUGGUAGAUGCUGGUAUCACUACCAAGCUUUUGACAGACUCUGAUUUGAAGAAAACAGUGGAUGAAAGCGCACGGAUUCAAAGAGCAUACAACCACUAUUUUGAUUUGAUCAUCGUAAACAACAAUCUAGAUAAAGCCUUUGAGAAACUACAAACUGCCAUUGAGAAACUGAGAAUGGAACCACAGUGGGUCCCAAUCAGCUGGGUUUACUGAUGAUUCAAUAAGGUUCACGAUUAAAAUAAAACUUUUCAAAAGUAACUGCAACACAAAGCCUUCUACUGAGAAAAUACAUGUACAGAUAGAAGAUAAUCUGCCAAGUCUAGGCAUUUUUAUUGUGUAGAACGAAAUGCCAGUAUACUAUUCUGAAUUUUUAUAUACAAUGUGGUUGGGAAGGUGUACUAAUAUAUAAUUUAUCUUAAUUUUUCUAACUUUUUAAUGGAUAAUCUUUCUAUUCACAUCACAGAGAAAUGCGUUGAAGCAUUUUGUAUAUGUUUUGAGUUAGUACCCUUGCCUUUUUCAUCAGAAGAAUUUUCAAACCAUUCACUCUAGCAUAGGUCUCACAUUUUCACUGUGAUAAUGAAUACUUGAAAUAGUUUUGUAAAGCUGUCAUUCAGCAUUUAACUAGUGAAGGACCGGUUAUUCUCAUUAAGAGAAAAUAGUAGUUAUUGGCCUUCUUUCCUAAUACAAUUUAUUACAGAAGCAAAAUUUUGAUGUUAGCAAUAUAGCUAGUCUACUACCACCCAAAUCUGGCAUUCAGAGUCUGCUCCAUGCUUCCUAGUUCCUGAUUUCAGAGGGGUAUGGCUAUCCAUGGUAACUUUUACAGAUAGGUUUUUCCCUUCAUUUCUAUCUCUAGUGAAAAAAUAAAGUGCAUUUCCUUGCACUCUCAUUUUCUGAAGUUACGAGCUGAUGCUAAGUUAACGUAUACACAGAAAGCAAGAGCAUGCAGGCUGUGAGAGUGCCUUAUCCUAUGAAACCUUAUGGCAAAAUUGAUUUAUUGUCACAUGUAAAGUUUAUCUGACAAAAAUGAACAUAGUACUUCAGAUACUUUUUAUUAGGAUAUGGUCAGCAAAUGUAUCAUGCCUUUGCAAAUUUCUUGGUAUGCUUAAGAAUGCCUCAAAAUUUGCAGUUGGAGGGUUUAUGAGCAAUGUGCUUUUUGAACUAUGAUGUGAUCUUAAGGUAUUUGUUCAACUUCUGUUGAGAACCAAAUCCACUGAACAAUUACAAAAUUUGGACGUUAUUAUCAACUAUUUUAUAUACAGGUUAUAUAUACAUUAUAUAAUAUGUACAUUGUAUAU